GGUCUCUUCCCCCUCCUCCUCCUCCUCCAGCCCCUACGUCGUUCCUCUUGUUCAGUCAGAAGUCAGCCAUUAACCGGAUGGUGAUGGAUGAGCAUCAGUCUCCUGACAUCAUCCUUCCCAUUCACAGUCUGAGGAAUGUCAGGGCUAUAGACUACGACCCCCUGGAUAAACAACUGUACUGGAUCGACUCCAAACAGAACGCGAUCCGCAGAGCGCAGGAGAACGGGAACAUGAGUAUGACGGUGGUGUGGAGCCAAGUGGGCGGUCCUAACCUGGGCCUCCAGCCGUUUGACCUGAGCAUCGACAUCUACAGCCGCUUCAUCUACUGGACCAGCGAGGUCACUAAUGUCAUUAACGUGACGAGGACAGACGGCAGCCGGGUGGGAGUGGUGCUGAGAGGAGAACACGACAGACCCAGAGCCAUCGUGGUCAACCCAGAGCGAGGGUACAUGUACUUUACCAACCUGCAGGAGCGCAGUCCUAAGAUAGAACGAGCAGCGCUCGACGGGACAGAGAGAGAGGUGUUGUUCUUCAGUGGCCUGGGGAAGCCCGUUGCCCUGGCCAUAGACAAUGAGGUCGGCAAGCUGUUCUGGGUCGACUCAGACCUCCGACGCAUCGAGAGCAGUGACCUAUCAGGUGCCUACCAACCUCAUGUCAGCCAAUCACUGAUCUGCCUGGCCGAGUUCAUAGCCAAUCACUGCUCCGAGCCAAAUGUCAGCCAAUCACUGGAUCUGCCUGGCCGAGGAGCCAAAUGUCAGCCAAUCACUGAUCUGCCUGGCGAGGUCAUAGCCAAUCACUGCUCCGCCUCUUCACUUCCUGACCCUUUCACCCCUCCUCCAGGAGCCAAAUGUCAGCCAAUCACUGAUCUGCCUGGCCGAGCUAGACAUGAGACAGAUAGUAUUCUGACCUCUGACCCCUCUACUCAGCAGCUAGACAUGAGA
This is a messenger RNA of Oncorhynchus keta (chum salmon), 941 nucleotides long. Its product is annotated as low-density lipoprotein receptor-related protein 6-like. The record is from RefSeq and is a predicted model, not a curated record. The annotation marks the transcript as partial. The transcript is spliced from 6 exons. Lineage: Eukaryota; Metazoa; Chordata; Actinopteri; Salmoniformes; Salmonidae.